Molecule: messenger RNA, 2413 nt
Organism: Priapulus caudatus
Lineage: Eukaryota; Metazoa; Priapulida; Priapulimorpha; Priapulimorphida; Priapulidae
Product: tyrosine-protein kinase PR2-like
Exons: 16
Coding region: 194-2413 (739 amino acids)
Biological process (GO): protein phosphorylation
Molecular function (GO): ATP binding; protein tyrosine kinase activity; protein binding
Source: RefSeq, a predicted model, not a curated record
AGGAUGUAGUUUGAGUAGAGGAAUUUCGUUGUUGUGUUGUCCGUAAUCGUCCUUCUGUCUUCAGCUAUCGCUGGACAAGUUUAAACUACAACACGUGUCACCACUAUAUCGGUGUGCAGCUUCCUCCCUGGCAACCAGCAUCUUCCUCCCCGGCAACCAGGAGAAGCUGCGCGAUGAUGGUUAGAAGACGGUGAUGACGACGAUGAUGGCGGUGCAGUCGGUGAGUCUGCGUGAUUUCCUUCUGGAGGCUGAGCUGCAGCAGUACCACAGCGCCUUUACGAAGGACCUCAAGGUGACGACCGUGCAACAGCUGAAGUACGUGGACGAUGAGGAUCUGAUGCUCAUCGGCAUGACGAAACCAGAGAUGAGGAGGCUGAAGAAAUUCUUCCAGAAGGAGUAUCCACAGGGAACACUGGGAAGGUUCCGGAAGAAGAUCAUGAAGGGUUCGUCGUUUGAUGAGCGACGGGCUAGCAGCCUGCCACCCCCUCUGGUGGAUAAGCAGGUGGCAAACUCUCCUUCGAAGGCCGCCAAUAGACACAUCAUACCCAGCGACAGCAUCACCGUGUGCAAGGAGCUUGGUGUGGGGGAGUUUGGUGUUGUUCAACAGGGUAUCUGGACAAAUGAGGAUGGAGACAGGAUCCAGGUAGCUAUCAAGUGCCUCAGCAAGGAGCACAUGCUCAACAACCCGAUGGACUUUCUCAAGGAGGCCUGCAUCAUGCACACGAUCGACAAUAGACACAUCGUGCGUCUCUACGGUGUUGUGCUGAACACGCGAGCACUUAUGCUGGUGACAGAACUUGCACCAUUACGCUCGCUGCUGGAAUGCCUCAAGGAGCCAACGCUGCGAUCCAGCUUCCCCGUCUCAAUCCUCUGCGAGUUUGCACUGCAGAUCACUAACGGCAUGCAUUAUCUAGAAGACAAUCGACUCAUCCAUCGCGAUCUAGCUGCUAGAAACGUCCUCGUCUUCUCUAAGAACUGCGUGAAGAUCAGUGAUUUUGGGCUUUCUAGAGCACUGGGUGUCGGAAAAGACUACUAUCAGACCAAUUUCAACGUAAACUUGAAGCUGCCGAUUGCGUGGUGUGCGCCGGAGUGCAUCAACUACCUGCGAUUCACGUCAGCCAGUGAUGUGUGGGCUCUCGGUGUCACUCUCUGGGAAAUGUUCUCCUACGGAUUCCAACCAUGGGCGGCGCUCACGGGACAACAGAUCUUGGAGGCGAUCGAUGAGCCAAGCUAUCAGAGGUUGGAGAAACCUGAGUGCUGUCCAGCCGAUUACUACAGACUGAUGGCCAGCUGCUGGGAACACGAACCACCCAAGCGACCCACGUUCGCCGAGCUGCAUCGCGUCAUUCCCAACAUCAAACCAGACCAAGUUCAAGUGAUACAAGAUUCCACCGGUACUAUGAAGAAGGAGCAUUUAGAUGUGAAACAGGGUGACAUCGUCACAGUCCUCGAUAAAAAGCCACCGGAUGCUCCACCAAACCUGUGGAAAGGCGUGCUCAACAAUGGCAAGACAGGCUUGUUCAAGCCCCUUCACACCGUGCCAUACAUGGGAGCCAACUCAAAACAGACUAAGCAAAAACCAAAGACUCUUCCCAAGCCCCUUUCUCUUGGAGCAGUGGGAGGAGGAGGAGCAGCAGAAUCGGACGGCGACGCGCGGCGUUCGCGGCCGGCCCACCGUGGCAAGCUGACCCAGGACAUGAUCAGUCCUCCGCAGGGCGACCUUCGUCACACGCUGCACGUCGGACGAUCCGAGGGAGACGUGUUCGGCGACGUGUCCUUCCUGCGAGGGAAGUAUGCGCAGCUGCCCAAGCAACGCGUGUCACCAUACAAACCGUCCGACGACAGGCAGGCGCCAUUGCGUGCAGAGACGCCCUCUGUUGGUGAGGCGUCGGACCUCGCGCCACUUCUCUGUGAUACAGCUUCCGUGAGCUCGCUGCGUUACGAUGCGAAGGCGGCACCAGCGCGACGAAAUGAGUUUAACAACGAAGGAUUCGAGAGCGCGUCACUCUGUGCGGACUACAACCAGGAUGUGGCUCGUGAGGCGGAGGAGGCGGCGGAGGCGGAGGAGGAUGGAGAGCACAGCUACACGGAGAUUAGUGACGAGAGUGAGAGCUCCUCUCCAUAUAACAUUCAACCGGACGCGUUCCAGUUUGAGAACUCAUCGUUCAUGGACGAGGUCUUCAAGGCUCUCGACGAGAGCGCCGAGUCGUUGUGCGGCGACGACGUGACCUCCGACCCCCGAGAGGUCAACCUGGGUCACGAGCUCGCCGGGGAGGUCGACCAGCUCGCUCGUGACCUCGAGCGACGCGGCGGGCGGCGGCGGCGCAAGAAGCAGCAGUCACUGAUAUCCAUUCCGUUUCCUGGAGUUGUCCACAUCAAUUUCGUGUCCAAGGACGAUGAUAAGUUAAGAUAA